CUCUAUCUCCAACAUUUCCACCAUUUGCUGUGCAAUACCCACUUGCCUGUUCUCAAUGGCUACCAUCAUUUUAAGGUCAAAUGAAGUGGUUCAUGCCUUGAUCUUGUUCUGUCUCUUCCUGAUGCUGCACAACUGUCGUGCCUAUGAAUUCAUUGUUGGAGGCCAAAAGGGUUGGAGUGUGCCAAGUGACCCCAAUUCUAACCCUUAUAGUCAAUGGGCACAAAAGAGCAGAUUUCAAAUAGGAGACUCUUUAGUGUUCAAUUACCCUUCUGGCAAAGACUCAGUGAUUCAAGUAAGCAGCAAAGACUAUGACAGUUGCAACACUGAUGCAUACGCUGAAAAAUUCUCAGACGGCCACACAGUGAUCAAGCUCAGCCAAUCAGGGCCUCACUACUUCAUCAGUGGAAACAAAAACAACUGUCUCAAAAAUGAGAAACUGGUGGUCAUUGUGCUGGCUGACAGGAACAACAAAAAUACAUACACUAACCAAACAAGUCCUUCACCUUCUCCUUCUCAGUUUACAACACAAUCAGUAGCUCCAUCCCCAGCACCUUCUCAGCAACAGGUUCCAUCUCCAGUGGCAGCACCUCCUCAGCAAGAGGCUGCUUCUCCGCCAUCUCCACCCUCUAACCAAACACCAGCUCCAGCUCCUGUUACUGACCAACCUUCUCCUCCUUCUCCUCCUCACAAUGCUGCUUCCUCAAUUCUGGUCAGUUUUGCUGGUUCUGUUGGAGCAUUAUUCAUGGCCUCAGUUCUGUUUUUCUCUUUGUAAGUGGAGUGUAUGAUGUUGUAUGAGUGGUUGAGUAUAAUUUUUUUAGUUUUACUUUUUUUUCUUCCACAAAUUUUCUUUUUUCCUAUAUACUUUGAGUUCAGUGUUAUUAAACUGAACUUUGUUCCAAAGUUGGGAUGGUAUUUGAUAUUUGUUUGUGAAAAUUGAAAAAUAAGCUGACAAAAUAUGUACCCUUUUGUGUGUUCGUAUUUGAUGAUUGUAAAAGUAUGAUGUAUACAUGUUGAUCUUGAAAUAAAGUAAAGCUAUUUUUAA
Vigna radiata var. radiata (mung bean) is the source of this 1042-nucleotide messenger RNA. RefSeq names its product early nodulin-like protein 3. Lineage: Eukaryota; Viridiplantae; Streptophyta; Magnoliopsida; Fabales; Fabaceae. The record is from RefSeq and is a predicted model, not a curated record. Gene Ontology annotation, molecular function: electron transfer activity. The transcript has 2 exons. The coding region runs from base 56 to 772 and encodes 238 amino acids. Gene Ontology annotation, cellular component: plasma membrane.